AGUUUCAACGAUAUCCUGCAAAUCAGUUAUUGUACUUUACUUAAAAGUUGAGGAUUCAGUUACAUCACCAACAAUUUUCGUUGAACUAGUUGAAUUGGAAAACCAUAAUGCAGAGACAAUAUGAUCUUCAGUUAUGGAAAGUUCAAAUAAUAUUGGGCUUACUAAGAACUACCUAGAAAAAAAUUUAAUAGGAUUUUGCUCCGAUAUUGCCAGCGUUAUACUUGGAAAAAAUCUGGAGUGAGCACUAAAAUUGCGAAAGAUUUCCAAACAUAAUAAUACGGCACUAUUUAAACUAUCGCCUCCAUCUUGUUUUGGAUGAUUUGAUAAAGGAAAUAAAGCAAGUAAAUUAUUUUAAAAUAUUUAUUGAUAAGAUAUAUAUGUAUUAUUUUUCAUCAAUCCAAUAAGAACCAAAUUAAAGUUUCCAAAAUAACCGAACAACUUGGGAUUGAAAUUAUAAAGAUUUGUAGAGUUUUGGGACCAAGAUGGGCUGCCUAUAGUUUAAAUUCAGCCUAGCCUAUAGCGUACUUAUCAAGCGCUAUAUCACUAUUUUUAUUCAAAUAAAAAGUACUUGGGAUAUGACCGCCCAUCUUGAAAAUAUACAUUUUAUAACUGAUUUGGCAUUGAUGAUUGAUAUUUCAAACCAAAUUUCUCUUCUUUAUAUUUCUUGCACUGCAAGCAAGAAAUAUAGACAUAAUACAGGCUGAAAAACUAGUGAUAAAAUCUACUAAAACAUUUCAAAUGCUUGGAAGGAAAGGGAUCCAAACGAAAAAAAUCAUAGAUUUAUCGGGCCUCCUUGAGAAAGACUUUUAGAAAACGUCGUAACGGAUUAAAAAACAAAAAAAAAAGACUAAUGGAUUGUGGAUAUUUAGAAGCAAGUUGUAGCCAAUGUCAAUAUGAAAUAAAUUACAAUUUCUAAAUUUUUUGGAGUCAGGUUACUGGAAUAUUGAAGAAGUACUAGUUCCAUGGAAAGCAGCUGAAGAACAAUUGAGCGUAUUUAAUGACAUUUUUAAUUACUAAAAUGAUAUUAAUGAAUAUCGAGAUUUUCCCAAAAUUAUGUAAUUCCUGAAAAUGUUCAAACAGCUAAAAAUAUUGUCAAAACAGUUGCUGUAAGUUCAACAGAAGCAGAAAGGGGUUUUUCAAAGAUAAACAUAUGUUAAGAGAAGAGAAGUCGCCUGUUUCUAAUAUAUCAAACACAAUGAUUAUUGGUCUAAUCGGCCUACCUCUAAAGAAAUGAGAUCCUACUCCUACAGUGAAAAGGUAAUUAAGGUUGAACCUCACAACUGAUGAUGCUCGGAUAAAUGCGAAAAAAAAAAUUGCAAGUAAGGAAGCCAAUCAAGAAGCAAUAUUGAAAUGUCUUAAAUAACAGUUUUAUUGUUUUUUGUCAGAAUAUAACAAGUAUGAAUAGAGGACAAGGUGGAAGAAGACCUUUUUGGAAUAGAAGAGGUGGACAUCCAGGUUCAUGGAAGUCAUAUAAGAAAAAGAAUCUACCACAAAAUCCUGGAUCCUCUAAAGAUAAAUUAAAUACAAGUAAUACAUCCAGUAUUAUGCAAUUAUUGAGUGUAUCAAAUCCAUCUGGUAAUUUGAAACAAACACAAGUUGACACAGUAGACUUUUCUCCUCAGUCAGGUCCUUAUUCAGGAUGGAAGCUUUAUAUAACAAAUGAAGAAUAUAAACCAAACAGUGAAACAGUUAAAAAAUUAAAAUUAGUUGAAACAUAUUGCAAGACAUUAAAGACAGAAAUAGGCACUGAUAGUAUUGAAUCCAAAGGAUCUUUCAUUAUUGAAAUUAGCCAAGUUUUGAAAGAUAAAAGCUUAAAUCUAGAAUGGCCUGAUAUUGUUGAUAACAUAAGAGAUUCACCUGCAACAGUAAUUGAAUAUUUUGGAUUAGCAAUGCAUCACAUUAUAACCGAAGAAAUUAAAGAAGAAUUAUCAGUAAAUCUAUCUUUUUCUGAGGAGAUUAACAAAAGUGCAGAUUCUGUACAGUGUAACAUUCCAAAAAUUCAUGCACGGUUUGUUGGUUUUGAACCUCUAACUCCACUUAAACAAAUCAAAGCAAAUUCUUAUGGAAAAUUUGUUUCCAUUAAAGGAACUGUUGUAAGAGUAAGUAAUAUUAAACCAUAUUGCACAAAAUUAGCUUUUGAAUGCAAAAGUUGUUUGGUUACUCAAGUUGUUACCCAAUUAGAUGGAAAAUAUACCCUUCCAAAAAAAUGUGUAACUAAAGGUUGUCGAUCACAUCAGUUUUUACCUCUACGAGAUUCAAAGUUAACAGAAACAGUUGACUGGCAAAAAAUCAGACUUCAAGAAAUUAUUGUUGAUGAACAAAGAGAAGGUGGUCGUGUUCCUAGGACAAUUGAAUGCAAACUCUUGUAUGAUCUAGUAGACAGCUGUGUACCUGGAGAUGUGGUAACAGUUUCAGGAAUUGUGAAUGUUAUGAAUACUCAAGAUAAUAAUUUUCAAACCAAUAAGGAUAGAUGUAUGUUUCUCUUAUAUAUUUCAGUAAAUUCCAUUGUAAAUUGUAGGGAAAAUAAUUCUUCAAAAACAUACAGUGAUAAUUUAUCUUUAGUCGGUAUUGAUUUAAGUGCAAAGGAUUUAAGUGCUAUUAAUGCUAUACGUAGUGAAGACAAUUUAUUUCGUUUAUUCGCUGCUUCCUUAUGUCCUACUAUAUAUGGUCAUGAAAUGGUAAAAGCUGGAUUAGUUUUAGGUCUUAUUGGUGGAUCACAAAAGUUUCUUAAUGAUGAUAAGAAAAUACCAAUAAGAGGUGAUAUACAUGUUCUGAUUGUUGGGGAUCCUGGUUUAGGAAAAAGCCAAAUGUUACAAGCCUGUGCUAAUAUUGCUCCUCGUGGUGUUUAUGUAUGUGGAAAUACAACAACAACUUCAGGAUUAACUGUCACUUUAACCAAAGAAGGAGCAAAUGGUGAAUAUGCUUUAGAAGCUGGAGCAUUAGUUCUGGCAGAUCAAGGCUGUUGCUGUAUUGAUGAAUUUGAUAAAAUGAAUAAUCAACAUCAUGCAUUGUUAGAAGCAAUGGAACAGCAAACAAUUAGUAUUGCUAAAGGUGGUAUGGUAUGCAGUUUGCCAGCAAGAACAUCCAUUUUAGCAGCAGCAAAUCCAGUUGGUGGACAUUAUAAUAAAGCCAAAACUGUUUCAGAAAAUAUUCGUCUGGGAAGUGCACUUCUGUCAAGAUUUGAUUUAGUAUUUAUUCUUUUAGAUAAACCUAAUGAGGAACUUGAUGACAAACUUUCCAAACAUGUGAUUGCUCUGCAUUCAGGCAAAAGUGAAAGUUCGCAACAAUCAUCAGCUUUAUCCAAAGCCUCAUCUCAAAUAUCUUUUGUGAGUAGACUUGACUGUAGUAGUUUAGAUGAUAAAAAUUUCCUUGAAGAUCGUCUCAAGUUUCAACAUGGUGAAAUCUGUGAUCCAAUUCCUCAUCAGUUAUUGCGUAAAUAUGUGGCUUAUGCUCGAAAAAAUAUUAAACCCAAACUAACACAUGAUGCAGCAAAGACUUUGCAGAAUUUUUACUUGGAGCUUCGUAAAAAUCAUCAGACAUCAGAUUCUACACCUAUUACAACUAGACAAUUAGAAUCAAUGAAAAGAUUAACAGAAGCCAGAGCUCGAGUUGAAUUACGAGAUCAAUGCACUAAGCAGGAUGCUUUGGAUAUUGUAGAGUUAAUGAAAUUUAGUAUGAUUGAUACAUACUCAGAUCAGUUUGGAUUGUUGCAUUUUCAGAGAUCUCAACAUGGUUCUGGGAUGAGCAGUAAUUCUAAAGCUAAAAAGUUCAUAUCAGCUUUAACAGCAAUAUCACAACAGACUUGUAGUUCUUCUUUUACUGCCAAACAAAUGAAACAAAUCUGCAAAGAAUUAAAUUUACAGAUUUCAGAUUUUGAUAAUUUCUUAUUUUCAUUAAAUAAUCAAGGUUUUUUAUUGAAAAAAGGACCAAACAUAUAUCAACUACAAACAACUGAUUUCUAACAAUGUUUUUUUUUUUCUUUUCUUUUUUGUAUAAAUUUGAAAUGUUUCUUCAAUUAAAUAUUUAUUAUACAGUGGGUAAUCAAUUAACAAACAUAAUCUGUUCCAAGACCGUGUUCGCUACCCGAAUUAUUCAUUAACCAAUUACUGAUUACUAUAGAUUUUUAUGGAAAUUUAAUUCAUACUGGACACUCCAAAGAUAAAUAAAACUUUAUAUACUUU
Molecule: messenger RNA, 4181 nt
Organism: Centruroides sculpturatus (bark scorpion)
Lineage: Eukaryota; Metazoa; Arthropoda; Arachnida; Scorpiones; Buthidae
Product: DNA helicase MCM8-like
Exons: 3
Coding region: 1398-3962 (854 amino acids)
Cellular component (GO): nucleus; MCM complex
Molecular function (GO): ATP hydrolysis activity; ATP binding; single-stranded DNA binding
Source: RefSeq, a predicted model, not a curated record